GAGCCUUGCUGAAUGUCGGACAGCAAGCAUCCUAGUGAAACUUCAACUCCUGUGGGGACAAGUACAGCGUGUUUUAGAUCAGUUGGGAAACGGUGUGCCGACAGGCUCCAACAUAUGGGCUCAGCUUGUAACAAUAAUAUGGCAGACUAUCUUAUUACUGGCGGAACAGGGUACGUACCAGAUGAUGGUCUAACAGGUGCCCAGUUGUUCUCACACGGUGAUGGAUUCACGUACAAUGAUUUUCUCAUCCUGCCAGGCUUUAUUGACUUUUCAGCAGAUGAGGUGGAUCUGACAUCAGCACUGACAAAGAGGAUCACUUUGAGAGCACCUUUUGUAUCAUCACCCAUGGACACAGUGACAGAAUCUCAGAUGGCUAUUGCCAUGGCUUUAUGUGGAGGAGUUGGAGUAAUUCAUCAUAAUUGUUCAGUUGAUUUCCAAGUUAAUGAAGUGAGAAAGGUGAAGAAAUACGAGCAAGGCUUUAUUGUAGACCCAGUUGUGAUGUCACCUUCACAUACAGUUCAAAAUGUGAUAACUGCGAAGAAACAAUAUGGGUUUUCUGGUAUACCAAUCACAGAGAAUGGACAUAUGGGCGAGAAACUGGUUGGUCUUGUUACACAAAGAGAUAUAGACUUCCUGUCAUCAGAAGAUUAUAAAACACCAGUUUCUGAAGUAAGUCUAGAUAGUUGAUGUUGAUAAAUACGUAAAUUUUA
This is a messenger RNA of Ruditapes philippinarum (Manila clam), 710 nucleotides long. RefSeq names its product inosine-5'-monophosphate dehydrogenase 1-like. The transcript has 6 exons. Bases 13 to 687 code for a protein of 224 amino acids. NCBI's taxonomy places the organism in Eukaryota, Metazoa, Mollusca, Bivalvia, Venerida, Veneridae. Gene Ontology annotation, biological process: GTP biosynthetic process. The record is from RefSeq and is a predicted model, not a curated record. Gene Ontology annotation, molecular function: IMP dehydrogenase activity. Gene Ontology annotation, cellular component: cytoplasm.